AGUUUCUCAGCAGAAGCCCGACGAGGGCAACAGGGAAGCCGGUCAUUUUUGUGGACAGCACAGCAAAGACUCCCUGACGUGGAAACAUGCCUCUGCGGUUAGACAUCAAGCGGAAGCUGACUGCUCGGUCAGACAGGGUGAAGAGCACCGACCUGCACCCCACUGAGCCCUGGAUGGUGGCGAGCCUCUACAGCGGCACUGUGGUGGUCUGGAACCACGAGACACAGAUGAUGGUGAAAACCUUUGAGCUGUGUGACCUGCCUGUCAGAGUGGCCAAGUUUGUAGCCAGGAAACACUGGGUUAUUACUGGAGCUGAUGAUAUGCAGAUCCGUGUGUUCAAUUACAACACGCUGGAGCGAGUUCACAUGUUUGAGGCUCACUCUGACUACAUCCGCUGUAUCGUCGUCCACCCGACACAGCCCUACAUCCUCACCAGCAGUGACGACAUGUUGAUCAAGCUGUGGGACUGGGACAGAAAGUGGUCGUGCAGUCAGGUGUUUGAGGGACACACUCACUACGUCAUGCAGAUUGUCAUCAACCCCAAAGACAACAACCAGUUUGCCAGUGCCUCUUUGGACAGAACCAUUAAGGUGUGGCAGCUCGGCUCCAAGACUCCCAACUUCACUCUGGAGGGCCACGAGAAGGGUGUGAACUGUAUUGACUACUACAGCGGAGGAGACAAGCCCUACCUCAUAUCAGGGGCUGAUGACCGCCUGGUCAAGAUCUGGGAUUAUCAGAAUAAAACCUGUGUUCAGACUCUGGAGGGUCACAACCAGAAUGUGACCUGCGUCAGUUUCCAUCCAGAGCUGCCAAUCAUCCUCACCGGCUCUGAGGACGGCACUGUUCGAGUGUGGCACUCCAACACCUACAGACUCGAGAACACGCUCAACUACGGCAUGGAGAGGGUGUGGUGUAUAUGUGGACAGCCUGGCUCCAACAGUGUGGCGUUGGGCUACGAUGAAGGCAGCAUCAUCAUCAAGAUGGGUCGUGAGGAGCCGGCCAUGUCCAUGGACUCCAGCGGGAAGGUCAUGUGGGCCCGCCACUCCGAGGUGCAGCAGGCCAACCUGAAGGCCAUGGGAGACACUGAGAUCAGAGACGGAGAGAGGCUGCCGCUGGGCGUCAAAGACAUGGGCAGCUGUGAGAUCUUCCCCCAGACCAUCCAACACAGCCCCAACGGGAGAUUUGUAGUGGUGUGUGGAGAUGGGGAGUAUAUCAUCUACACCGCCAUGGCCCUGAGGAACAAGAGCUUCGGCUCAGCUCAGGAGUUUGUCUGGGCCCAUGACUCCUCUCAGUAUGCCACAAGGGAAGGCAGCAGUAUGGUCAAAAUAUUCAAGAACUUCAAAGAGAAGAAGGCUUUUAAACCUGACUUUGGGGCUGAAGGUAUCUUUGGUGGCUUCUUACUUGGAGUGAGGUCAAACAGCGGCCUGGCCUUCUAUGACUGGGAGAGUGCUGAGCUGAUCCGCCGGAUCGAGAUCCAACCUAAACAUAUCUUCUGGUCAGACUCUGGGGAGCUCGUGUGUCUCAGCACAGAUGAGUCUUUCUUUGUGCUACGCUUCCUACAAGAGAGAGUGGCAGCGGCUCAGGAGUCCAAGGAGGAGAUAACAGAUGAUGGGAUAGAGGGCGCCUUCGAGGUGCUGGGGGAGGUCUCAGAGGUGGUGAAGACAGGGGUUUGGGUGGGAGACUGCUUCAUCUACACCAGCUCUCUGAACAGACUAAACUACUAUGUUGGAGGAGAGAUCAUUACCAUUGCUCACCUGGACAGGACCAUGUAUCUGCUGGGCUACAUCCCCAAAGACGAUCGUCUGUACCUUGGAGACAAGGAGCUGAACGUCAUCGGCUACUCCCUACUGCUGUCAGUGUUGGAGUAUCAGACAGCAGUCAUGAGGAGGGAUUUCAGCACAGCCGACAAGGUGCUACCCACAAUCCCCAAGGAGCAGAGAACCAGGGUAGCCCUGUUUUUGGAGAAACAGGGCUUCAGACAGCAGGCCCUGGCUGUGUCCACCGACCCGGAGCACAAGUUUGAACUGGCCCUGCAGCUGGGAGAGCUCAAGAUAGCCUACCAACUGGCCGUGGAGGCAGAGUCGGAGCAGAAAUGGAAGCAGUUGGCGGAGCUCGCAACGACAAAGUGCCAGUUUAGCUUGGCUCAGGAGUGUUUGCACCAGGCUCAGGAUUACGGGGGAUUAUUGCUGUUGGCCACCGCCUCGGGCAACGCCGACAUGGUGGGAAAACUGGCCGAGGGAGCAGAGAGGGAUGGCAAGACCAACGUCGCCUUUCUUACUUACUUCCUGCAGGGAAGAUUGGACAAAUGUCUGGACCUUCUCAUCGAAACAGAUCGGCUGCCAGAGGCUGCAUUUCUGGCGAGAACAUAUCUGCCCAGCCAUGUGUCGAGGGUGGUGAAACUGUGGAAGGAGAGUCUUUCCAAGGUGAACCAGAAGGCAGCAGAUGCUCUGGCUGACCCCUCCCAGUACAGCAACCUGUUCCCUGGCCUCCAGCAAGCCCUGCUGGCUGAGGAGUACCUGAAGGAGACUCACGUCAGGGUCAGGCCUGCUGCAGAAUACCCACUCAUCAUGCCAAACGAGGACCGAAAUGUUCUGGACGAAUCUGCAGGUUUUGUGUCCAAAGGAGAGAUCACUGAGCCAGAGGAAGUGGUGAAGAGCGUUAAUGAAGUGGUCAUGGUAGCAGCAGUGACUGAGGCUGUAUCUGCAGAAGCGGCAGUGGUGGAGGAACCAGUUCCACUACAGCAGGACAUAAUUGAUCCUGUUUCCGCAACACGAGAAGAAUCCAUCCCAACAGCAGCAUCUCCUCUGCCUGUCACAGUAACAGAAGCGCAUGUUGAACCAGAGAAAGCGGAAUCUGUGUCUUCUGAGGAGGACGCCGUCCCUGCGUCAGACGAGCCUUUAGUCUCUGUCGAGGAAGACAUUGUAGAGUCCACCUCAGAGAUUGCCCCCGAGGAGCCUGCGAUGGUACAACCCAGUCCUGUGGAAGAUGUUGCAUCAUCAGUUGAGACAAAUGUUCUGGAAAUUUCUCCAGCUACUGAUGCCGAGCUUGCUUCCUGUGUAUCUGAAACAUAUCUAAUCAAGACAACAUCAGAAACCAUCAUGGCAACAGAAGAAACACCAAGUGAGACACCGGCAACAGAUGCCUUCAUUAGCACUGGUCUGUUAGUUGAUACUGAUGUAACAGAGUCCGUAGCAACUGGAGAAAUGCCUGUUAAUGAAGAACUGGAAACGGCUAUCAUCUCCUCAGAAGCAGCAACCAUUGUAGAAACAGAAGCAGAGGAGACUCGUGUUACAGAGGAACUUGUUUCAGAAACAGCGGUGCCAGCUGCAGUGGAGGAGCUGAUCUCCUUUGAAAACACAGCCAGUCCAGUGCUGGAUGAGCCUGUCCAAGCCCAAACUUGUACAGAUUUUGCCCUUGAUCCACUGCUGGGCCCACUGGAAGAUACAAUGCCAGCACUGAAGCCAGUUCCAGCACAAGAACCAGAACAAGAGGAACAAACCACGGCACUCCCAGUAAAGCCCGAGGACAACCUGGAGCCUGCUGUGCCUCUGCAGGCUGAGCCAGAGGUUGUAUCCCCAGCAGCAGCUCCCGCAGAGGGGAACACAGCGGAGGAGGAGGAAGGUCCUGCGGGAGAUAAGAAACCUGCAGAGGAUCUUGAAGCAGAGAUAAAUGAGGAGGCCCUGGAUGAUCUGGAUCUGGACAAUUUUGACCUGGAAGAUAUCGACACCACAGAUGUCAACCUGGAUGACGAUUUUUUGAGUGAAUAGGAAGAAGAAUCUUUCACGAACCAAACUUUUCUAUUUUUUCAGUGACCAAAGAGCACAGGGCUGUUUUUCGACACACUGAAAUGCCUUGAAGCUUAAUUCUUUUUUUUUUUUGGUUAUGGACUAAAAUAUUAUUUAAAAAGAUGUACCUGCUUUUUGUAAAUUUGUGGUACUGUAAAACUUAAUUGUUCAAAAUAACACCUCCAAGAAGACAGGUUUAACCACAAAUUAAGUUACAGCCUUGAUUAACCGUUCUGACGUGUCCAGGCUGUGUUUAAACCCGACCUGUGAGACCAAACACAUAUAGUGGCGCUCUGUCGUAAAAGUCGAGGGCAAAUUGAAAGGAUCCCAAAUGUGCUUAAAGGGAAAUUGAGAGGCAAAUUCCCUCCCCUUCUGGUAUCCUCCAUGGGACCUUAUGCUGGAAAAAAAUGUACAGUAGUCAAUGGCAAAACAAAUAUUGUUUUGCAUCCAAAUUCUGCUAUGAGUUACACAUAUGAUUUUUGUCAUAGUACUAUUUAGUUUUGUGCAAAACCUUAGUGAACAACAUCUCUUUACUUGCACAAUAUACAGGCAUGCUGAGUAACUUAGCUAUGUUUCCCAAACUACUGUAGCGUUAUCUCUCUGGAUCUCGUAUGCUGUGUUUUAUCCAGAAACUCUGGGUCAUUUUAUCAGCUAGGAAGCAAAAGAAUGAGCAGGACACAAUUGCUCGUGUAAAUGCAUUCCAGUUGAAAACACACAAGUAUUGUUAGAAGUUAAUGUCACCUAUGCAAUUUCUGUAGUCUUUUGAAUUAUGUCUUAUUCUUCAACAAUUUUACAACAAAAUUUGAUUUUCUUGACUUGCAAAAUUAUGUUUUAUGUUGUAGUUCAUGGCAUAAUUCAAAAGGGAUUAAAAAAAGCUCACGUUUAUUACCAUUUUUACACUACACAUUUUUUAUCAAUACUGUCACCGUGAAGGUUGUGUUUUAGUUCUUUCACAUCACAAAUUUAAGUGUCAUUAGUUUACAAUAAGAAUCUGUAUUUAGUGGUAAUGUUUCUCAUCUCUCUGUGCCAUAUGCUUUACUAGUUGACUGCGUAACAUGAAACGUAUGAAGUUACUUUUUUUUUCCUCAUACCUCAUACAGCGUGACACAACUGUUGAUCAGGGUGUUAUCCAAGCUUUUGAAGAAUUCUUCAGGUUUAAAUACUGCCUUCAGUUUUGAAGUGAAAACAUUCCUGCUGGAGGUAAUCAGAGCAGUAUUUUUGAACAACCAUCUAGUACAAGUCUGCCUGCACCAAAUUAGUGCCAGUUUUUAUAAAUAGUAUGCAUUCAACAAUCAGCCCACACUUUGGUUACAUCCUGUGUCCUUAUUACCUCUCUGUUGUUGAUGUCCUAAUAGUUUGGUGCAUGUUUACCUCUCACAGCUUGUAUUAUCCCAUACUGCUGCUUUUAGUCUUAUCAGGUGAACUUUAAUGCAAUCUACAGUAUGUUUCUGUUACAAGUGCCUUAUAUUUGUUGUUUAAGGGAUGUGUUUUCCCCUUCUUUUAAAAAGGAUGGAUGGUACUAUGUAUCCAGGCUUGGAAAUUGAAUUAAAUAAAUUUUAACCAAUAAAGUCA
This is a messenger RNA of Plectropomus leopardus (leopard coralgrouper), 5357 nucleotides long. RefSeq names its product coatomer subunit beta'-like. Gene Ontology annotation, cellular component: COPI vesicle coat. Gene Ontology annotation, biological process: endoplasmic reticulum to Golgi vesicle-mediated transport; intra-Golgi vesicle-mediated transport; retrograde vesicle-mediated transport, Golgi to endoplasmic reticulum. NCBI's taxonomy places the organism in Eukaryota, Metazoa, Chordata, Actinopteri, Perciformes, Serranidae. Gene Ontology annotation, molecular function: protein binding; structural molecule activity. The record is from RefSeq and is a predicted model, not a curated record.